CAGGGACAUGUGCUGGGAAAUUCCAGCACGUCCCUCUGUCCAGAUAGCAUUGUGUGGAGGUGCAGAUUAAGUUUCUGAGUGUCCUAAGCAACACAAAAUGAAGAACUAACUCUUUCUACUCACCCUUGUCUGGCCUGAAAAGGGAACCAGCACUCAGGUCCUAGUUCUUGAUGUUUAAGAAUUGGAUUGGGAUCUGAGGGUGCUGGUGCUGGUAUCUGUUCGGGCAGUCUGCUACUAUCACAUAUCACAUGUCCACUUGGGGAUUAUUUUUAAAACCAUGCCUGUCAUAGAGGCAAGCUCUGUUUUCCCCAAUACUGUACCUGUGCAGGAAGUUCUGGGUGUAAGAUGGUGCUCUUCCUUGAGCUACACGGGGAAGCAUGUUUUCUAGUUCCCUUCCCUUCUCUUUCUUUCUGCUUUUUCCCCUUAGGUAAACAUAGUGCUAACAACCAGCCUUCCUGUUGCAGGAAGUACUUGUUGGUUCCUCUUUGGAUUUAUUCACCUUUCUUCUCCUCCGUGUCUUUCUAGGUGGUUUUUCCUCCAGAAUCCCCGCUCCCCCCAAGGAGGAUGGUCUCUGUUCCAGCCUCUCCCCUGCUCCAGCCUUCCAAAGAAGCUGCAAAGACAGUCCCUGCUAGCGCUGUUCCCUCUCAUGUCUCUGGCCCUGCGUCUCUACCCCCACUCCCCCCUCAACCUUCCCAUGUGCCAUCUACCCCAGCUCCUAGUCCAGUCUCCUCUUCCUUCAGCUUGGCUCCCCAGCCUCUCUUCCAGUGGGAAACUUCUGAUGAUGAUUAUCACGAGCUUUCUGUUGUGGGCACCCCUCCUUCUGAAGAUCCUAGGCAUUCCUGUUCUCCCCAGACCUGGACCCCUAGCACCAAGACAGUUGUUUCUGUUGGCUGUCAGACUGAAGAUGACGCUUUCUUCCCACAGGUGACCUCUGCUCCUCCCUUCGUCCGCAGUGCCAAUCUGCUGGCUGCUCAUGCACCCCUGGGCCCCCCCGCCCCUGUGAAGUUCAUGGCGCAGGGGAAAGCCGGGAGCAGCUCCCCUCCAUCCACAGCCUCCAAGCCUGGCAGUCAGCUGGACACCAUGCUGGGAAGUCUCCAGUCUGACCUGAACAAACUGGGUGUAGCUACAGUUGCCAAAGGUGUCUGUGGAGCCUGCAAGAAGCCUAUUGCUGGGCAGGUAGUUACAGCCAUGGGGAAAACCUGGCACCCUGAGCACUUCGUCUGCACCCACUGCCAGGAGGAGAUCGGAUCGCGAAACUUCUUUGAGCGGGAUGGUCAGCCCUACUGCGAGAAGGACUAUCACAACCUCUUCUCCCCUCGCUGCUACUACUGCAAUGGGCCGAUCCUUGAUAAAGUGGUGACGGCUUUGGACAGGACAUGGCACCCUGAACAUUUUUUCUGUGCCCAGUGUGGAGCUUUCUUCGGACCUGAAGGAUUUCAUGAGAAGGAUGGCAAAGCCUAUUGCCGCAAGGACUACUUUGACAUGUUUGCUCCCAAGUGCGGAGGCUGUGCCCGGGCUAUCCUGGAAAACUACAUCUCUGCCUUGAACACCCUGUGGCACCCUGAAUGCUUUGUCUGUCGGGAAUGUUUCACACCAUUCAUCAAUGGCAGCUUCUUUGAGCAUGACGGGCAGCCCUACUGCGAGGUGCAUUACCAUGAGCGCCGCGGCUCGCUCUGCUCUGGUUGCCAGAAGCCUAUCACAGGACGCUGCAUCACUGCUAUGGGCAAGAAAUUUCACCCUGAACACUUUGUCUGUGCCUUCUGCCUCAAGCAGCUCAACAAAGGAACCUUCAAAGAACAGAACGACAAGCCCUACUGCCAGAACUGCUUUCUCAAGCUCUUCUGUUAGAGUUGUCAUAGAUGGGCGCUAAGCAUCUUUCUGCCACCCCCGUGGCAGUUCUGUCUCUCUGAACAUUACUGUGAUUUAGAAACUUUACCAGGCAGGGGAGGAGG
Aptenodytes forsteri (emperor penguin) is the source of this 1952-nucleotide messenger RNA. RefSeq names its product paxillin (gene PXN). The coding region runs from base 565 to 1848 and encodes 427 amino acids. Lineage: Eukaryota; Metazoa; Chordata; Aves; Sphenisciformes; Spheniscidae. Gene Ontology annotation, biological process: transforming growth factor beta receptor signaling pathway; substrate adhesion-dependent cell spreading; endothelial cell migration. The record is from RefSeq and is a predicted model, not a curated record. The transcript is spliced from 7 exons.